This is a messenger RNA of Rhizoctonia solani, 1461 nucleotides long. RefSeq lists its product as uncharacterized. The transcript is spliced from 3 exons. Bases 1 to 1461 code for a protein of 486 amino acids. Lineage: Eukaryota; Fungi; Basidiomycota; Agaricomycetes; Cantharellales; Ceratobasidiaceae. The record is from RefSeq and is a predicted model, not a curated record.
AUGUCUAGCACAAAUCCUUUGUCUAUCUCCAACAUAACUUGUGGUUGGAAAGGCAAAGCUUGUGCCUCUACUCCAUCUAAGCUGCCCUCAACUUCUACACCAAGCCCAAAGAAGCAAGGCAGACGUAAGGUAGGUGCCUGUGCCUGGACAAUCAAGGACUACUUGCUGGUUUUCUGUAUCAUCUCUAUGGUACGCCCAGUUGGUAGCAACCAGUGGGAGAUAGUUGGCAAAAACAUGAUGGCUCAAAGCUUCACAGCUUGGAGCAGCAAGGUUUGCAAGAAUCAUUGGGUUAAGGUCCUGAAGCUCCCCAAGCCAACCAGACAAAGCAAGAUGCAUCCCUUGCAUUGUCUUGCAUUAGCAGUCAAAGAAGGCAUCAGUAAAUUGCAUGCAAUGGGCUUGCUGGAUGACUUGAGUGCCCCUGACAAAUACAAGGAGACAGAGAUUGAAUUCAACCUUGCUGAGACCAAGAUGAGGCGCCUGAGGCUUGAUUUCAAGUGUGCCCCUAACUUCAAAGUUCCCCUUCUGGAUGAGGACGCCAAGGUCAAAGACAAUGCUGGCAACUGCAGGAACAACAAAACAGGGGCCAGCAGAAAUCCAAGUGAAGUCUGGGUGGGCUUGGACAACAAGGUUGUGGGUGAUAGUGGUGACUCAGGGGCAGGCAAAGGUGCAGAGAAUUGCAACAGUGACAGAGAGGAGGAUUGGCCCCCAAUCAGCAUGGCAACAGAUCCUCAAGCUGACAGCAAAUUGCCUUUGUGGGGUCUACACCUCAGCAAUAUUGACACAACUAUUGCAUCACUGUCCAAGGCCAUGUUGUUGCCCAAGGCCCCCACAACCCCAAAACCCCUGGCACACUCAUUGGCUGUGGGGGCAACAUUGACCAGUCUGGCCCCCUUCCCAAUGUUGAAACUUUGUCUGAACAAAGCCCAGGCUCAUUUGCCAAGCAAGGCGCCAAGUGCUACUGCAACUGGUAGCCAUCCUUUAGUCAAGAUGCUGGUGAAGCUUGAAGCAAGUCCAUUGAACAAGCGUAAGGCUCCUGGCUCUGCUUGGGCCAAUAGAGACCAUGGCAGCAAGAAGCCAAAGUUGGAGGCCAAACCAACAGUUUGGCGCCCUGAGCCCAAGGCCUUGUCAAGCAACAACAUUAUUGACCUUAUAUCAGACAACAAUGGUGAGUUUAUCAGCAGUUAUCUCAAGCAACAAGAAGAGGGAAACUUCAAGACCAUUGUGUACAUGCAAUUGGGUUGGAAGAAGAUAUGCAAACUUGAGCUGAAGCUUAUUGAAUACAAGCUUGACAAGAAGGUUCAAGAGCAUGUCAAGGAAGCUCUUGCUCAACACGCGCUGGCACCAAUGGCUCCUGCUGGUUCAGUGCCAAUGCAGUAUUUUGCAACUUCUGGUUGCAAAGACAUGCAUAGUACCAUCAACAACCUAGACUGUUUCAAUCCCUUGCAUCCAUUCAACAAAUGA